AUGCCGCUUCCCUGGCACCCCCUGGGCAAUUUUGUAGCGGAGUACCUCCUCACUGUGAGCAGCUUUUCCAGCACCCUGCAGAUGCAGAGUUCUGGCAAGUUCCAGAAGAUGGAGUUCCACUCUAGUUCUAGUCAAGAUUAUUUGCGGAAUUAUUUUUUUCUUAGCGGUGUGUUCUUCAAAAUCCACAGAAUACCCAGAAGCCAACUUCUUUUUCUGUGUGAUCACUUUUUAAUUCGGGCCUCUGCAGCUCUAGAAAAAUUGAAACUCUUGUGUGGAGAAGAAAAAAAGUGUUCAAAUCCAUCGAAUCUACUAGAACUUUACACACAGGCUAUUUUGGACAUGACAUAUUUUGAGGAGAACAAGCUAGUAGAUGAAGAUUUCCCUGAAGACUCUUCCCAGAAAGUAAAAGAGUUGAUCACUUUUCUUUCAGAACCAGAAAUUUUAGUUAAAGAAAAUAAUAUGUACCCAAAACACUGCGAUUUACUUGGGGACGAACUCUUGGAAUGUCUCUCUUGGCGACGAGGAGCCCUACUUUAUAUGUAUUGUCAUUCUCUGACCAAAAGGAGAGAGUGGCUCACGAGGAAAUCUGGUUUGCUUAAAGAGUACCUUGUUGAUGGAAUCAGUUACUUGCUACAGAUGCUAAAUUAUCGGUGUCCUACCCAAUUAGAUGAAGGAGUUUCUUUCCAAGACCUAGACACAGCUAAGUUACUGAGUGAAGGAAUAUUCAGUGACAUUCACUUGCUGGCUAUGAUGUACAGUGGAGAAAUGUGUUACUGGGGAUUGAAGCAUUGUGCCGAUCAGCAGCCAGAAAACCAGGGCAUGGACGCGGGUGUUUCUGGAGCAAGCUGCACUACACACAGAGAGCCCUUGGAUUUCCGAGAAGUAGGAGAGAAAAUUUUGAAAAAGUAUGUAUCUGUGUGCGAAGGACCCCUGAAAGAACAAGAAUGGAACACAACAAAUGCAAAACAAAUUUUAAACUUCUUUCAGCAUCGCUCUAACUCGUAAGUUUAGUCCUUUUCAAACAGAAAAGCAGAAAGACCCAUGAAAUGGAAACGUUCCAGAAAAGAAGACAUA
This is a messenger RNA of Myotis brandtii (Brandt's bat), 1074 nucleotides long. It is a transcript of the gene RIMOC1, whose product is annotated as chromosome unknown open reading frame, human C5orf51. The record is from RefSeq and is a predicted model, not a curated record. The transcript is spliced from 7 exons. The coding region runs from base 1 to 1005 and encodes 334 amino acids. Lineage: Eukaryota; Metazoa; Chordata; Mammalia; Chiroptera; Vespertilionidae. Gene Ontology annotation, biological process: mitophagy.